Molecule: messenger RNA, 801 nt
Organism: Penaeus indicus
Lineage: Eukaryota; Metazoa; Arthropoda; Malacostraca; Decapoda; Penaeidae
Product: nematocyst expressed protein 3-like
Exons: 2
Coding region: 122-799 (225 amino acids)
Source: RefSeq, a predicted model, not a curated record
AAGGGCUUGCGAGCUCUCUCCUCGUUUAUACUAGUGCCGGAGCUCUUGUGAGACACACGCGCGCUCAGACCAGGUUCCUUAUUUUUAUCACGAGGGAAAGAAAGAACAAACCCAUUUCGCCAUGACGCGGGCGUUGGUAGUGCUGUUGGUGUGGGCGUGUGCGAGCAUGGUGGGCGGCGACUACAGCUCGCAGCCAAAGCCCUCGUUCGUCAUUCGGCCGGCGGGGCCCAGCAGGCAGCACGCAUGGGUGGGCUACGGCUACACUGAUCACCUCCCGCUCUCAAUCCCCAAGCCUUAUUUCAUUCCCAAGUGGGUGCCUCACAUGGACCCGACCUACACCGCCUUCUGGGUAGCCCAAACCCCCGCUCCCCCCAGGGGGCACGGCGCCCACGGCGGGCACGGUGGGCACAAGGCCGCAGCCCCCGCGGGUUCCAUCCCCUCAGGCUUUGGUCCACCCAAGGGCAACUCCGUCGUCGCUGCAACCCACGACAGCUACUCCUCCCCACCUAAGCACCACACCUCCUCGGGCGGGUCCUUCAAGGCGACACCGCACUCUGCUCCCAAAGCCCAGGCGCCCCUGCUCACGGCCCCCAUCCCCCCUGCUCCUCUUCCCCUCGCCAAUACAGAGGACCCUCUGGCGACCUUUGCACCCGCGCCUCUCGGCUCUCCUUCUCUAAUCCGGGGCUCCCGCCCCGCCCCACAGCUCUCUAACCCGCCCGUGCCCGUUGCCCUUAGUGGGGCCUCUAACGCUGUAGUCUCGGAUGGCGGUGCAGGGGAAUCCUCUUAUUCCCAGCUCUGAUG